Messenger RNA from Lathyrus sativus (Indian pea), 522 nucleotides. The record is from the annotation of a GenBank genome assembly. NCBI's taxonomy places the organism in Eukaryota, Viridiplantae, Streptophyta, Magnoliopsida, Fabales, Fabaceae.
AUGGAGAAAAACCCUAGUUCAUCAAGAAUUGAAAGAAAAUUCAUUGAGAGAAAUAGAAGAAAUCAAAUGAAAACUCUCUACCACAAACUCAAUUCAAUUCUUCCUCAUCAAACCUCAAAGGCUAUUUCGAUGCCGGAUCGACUAGAGGAAGCAACAAAUUACAUAAAGAAGAUGCAAAUAAAUUUGGAGAAAAUGAAGGAAAAGAAGUUUCUACUAGAAACUCAAAGGCCAAAUGUGAAUGUGAAAAGAAGCAAGAAGUUGAUGUUAGAAUCUCCAAAAAUUGAGAUCCGAAAAAUAGGUUUAACCUUAGAGGUUGUUCUAAUAACUGGAUUGAAUUCUCAAUUUUUGUUGAAUGAAACCAUUAGAAUUCUUAAUGAAGAAGGAGUGGAUAUUGUUAAUGCUAGCUAUAAAGUCAAUGAAGAUUCAGUUUUCCAUUCAAUACAUUGUCAGGUAGAAGAAGAAUUUGGCAAUGAAACUGCAAGAAUAUCUGAGAGAUUGAACAAGUUAAUGCAUGAUUGUUAG